CCGGGGAGUGUGCGGCAGCUGUAGGUGCGGCCAUGGCGGAUUCCACGCAGAACGGGCCCAUGCAAGGCGGGGCCGGCGGCGGAGCUGUGCAAUUUCUGAUGGCUAACAAGUUGGAUACAGCCAUGUGGAUUUCUCGCUUGUUCACAGUUUACUGCUCAGCUUUAUUUGUCCUGCCUCUUCUAGGGUUGCAUGAAGCAGCAAGCUUUUAUCAGCGCGCCUUGCUGGCAAAUGCUCUUACUAGUGCCCUCCGACUACACCAAAGGCUACCGCACUUUCAGCUUAGUAGGGCUUUUCUGGCCCAGGCUUUGCUGGAGGACAGCUGCCACUACCUGUUGUACUCUCUUAUCUUUGUGAAUUCCUACCCUGUUACAAUGAGUAUUUUUCCAGUUCUGCUGUUCUCUUUACUUCAUGCUGCCACAUAUACAAAGAAGGUUCUUGAUGCACGAAGUUCAAAUAGUCUGCCAUUUCUGAGAAAUCUUUUAGAGAAACUGAGUGCUAAUCAACAGAAUAUUCUAAAAUUCAUUGCUUGCAAUGAAAUUUUCCUGAUGCCAGCUACAGUUUUCAUGCUCUUCAGUGGGCAAGGGAGUCUGCUCCAGCCAUUCAUUUACUAUAGAUUUCUUACAUUACGCUACUCCUCUCGGCGAAAUCCAUACUGUCGGACUCUCUUCACCGAGCUGAGGAUUGUUGUUGAACACUUAAUAAUGAAGCCCUCAUGCCCUGUUUUUGUAAGAAGACUGUGCCUCAGCAGCAUUUCCUUUAUAAGCAGAUUGGCACCAACUGUUGCAUAGCCAAAUUUCAGGCACUUGUGUUUUGUGAACAUUAUGAGCAGCUGGCACUUCUGCUGAUGAUUAUAAAUUCCUGGUUUUACACUGAUCUCACUCCAGGCUGUAUAAAAAUGUGUAUAUGCUUUUCUUGGAGAUAAUAGGAAAUUUAGCAUAUCAAAAGCAAGUCAUGGAAACUUAAAGUUACUGUGCUGUAUUGCUAAUCAGUGGGGAAAAAAAAAGGUAGCUGCAUCCUAUCUAAAACAUGCCCAGUCAUACAGAAUCAUUUUUUUAGGAAUCAAGGAUUGUUUGAGGUUGAUUAAAACUUUUAAGAAAUCUGUGCUCAGUAGAUUUAUGUUAGUUGGAACUAUCGCUACUGUAGGAUGGCUCCAGUGGAUAGCAGUUGGUACACGUACCUAUGCAGUACACUUUGGACAGUAUUCUUCUGCUUACUAAAUGUUUUUGUAGAACCAUUUUGUCUAAAUUACUGUACACAAUGCGAAAAAUAUGGCCCAUGUUGAAUUUAACAAAAGGGAUUAAAAUCUAUCCAGUUGACAUGGUUAAUGGCUUUUCUGAAGGAGAGGGUGUUCUUACUAAUAUUGCUUAAAAAGAACUCUUCCAAGUUUCUACCUUGUGAUGUAGUCUUACAUUAUGUUGUUGGAAGAAAUCUCAAGACUCUGAUCAUGGGAAAACUCUGUGCAGCUAUCUUGUCAUAACAAGAUGUUUUACCAAGCCAAAUUGCUGACCUGUAGGCUUUUCAGACAAAGAUGCAAUGCUUAAACUUUUAACCAUCUCUUAAGUGAACUGAUCAAUGUAAAUGAAGUAACUUUUGCAGAAUCAUUGCAGAUUUGUUCUUGUGUCUACACAAAUGUGAGACUGCAGUAAUUCAAGCAUGUCAGCUUUUUAGAAAAUUAAUCUGUAGCUAGCUCUAUAUAAAUUGUUCUUCCAGUUUCUGAGACUCUUAUUGUGAUGGGAAAAUAGCAUAAAGGAUUGCACCUGUUCAGGCAGCUUCUUGAAACAAAUGGCUGUAGCAUUUUUCUGGCAUGAAUCCAUCUGAUAGCUGAUCUGAAGUUGGUGUCAUGACUACAGAAGUGAGUAUUAAAUUGAGUGCUGAUUACACAUUCACCCAGCAGCUGAAGGGUAGGUUGUGGAAAAAGAAUGUUAUCUGUCUGAACAUAACUUCUUUCCGUAAAUUCAAGGCAAAGUAUUUGCCUAAUCUUCUGUAGUUAAUGUUAGCAUUCUACUUGCAUAAAAUUAAAUGAAUUUCUUCAGCCUUUUGUAAACUUCUGUAGCACUGUACUAAACUAUUCUUCCUUGGUCAGAGAAAUCUUCUGUGAACCACUUUUGAAAACAGUCUUGAAGCAAAGUAUUCUCCUGUAACCAUUGAGCUGUCUUGUUUGUGAUGUAGAUGUCAUUCAGACUUUCCAGUUGUAGUAGCUUGUUAGAUCAGAGUCAUGUAUUUAUAAACUUAUUUCAUUUUUUGCUCAACCUCUUGGUACUGAUGAACCGAUGGGUAAUUUAAUAUGAUACUCUUUGACUACUUGUCUUGCUCUCUGAACAUGAUUAGCUAUUUAUAGAACACUUGUGCACUGCAGAAGCAACUGCAUGCAGUAAUGGUCUACAGCUGCUAAAGACUUGCAAUGAGAUUAUCUAUAUGUAUAUCCUGUAAUUUGAGGAUUUUAUAAAAACUAAAUUUCUACUGCAAUAAAAGGAGUGCUAAAUA
Molecule: messenger RNA, 2484 nt
Organism: Grus americana (Whooping crane)
Lineage: Eukaryota; Metazoa; Chordata; Aves; Gruiformes; Gruidae
Gene: TMEM33
Product: transmembrane protein 33
Exons: 8
Coding region: 33-788 (251 amino acids)
Biological process (GO): endoplasmic reticulum tubular network organization; membrane organization
Cellular component (GO): membrane; endoplasmic reticulum
Source: RefSeq, a predicted model, not a curated record